AUGGACAUCAGGAUCCUGUAUAUUGUGGCCUUCGUCCUCCUCGCCCUCCUUCUCAAGCUCAUCCGGAGCUACCUCACAUCAUCGCGCACGAAGCCACCAUCAGCGCUUCGCCUGCCACCAGGGCCAUGGCAGCUGCCGCUCAUCGGCAGCCUGCACCACCUCAUGCUGUCGCGCUUCAGCGACUUGCCUCACCGGGCGCUGCGCGAGAUGUCCGAAACAUACGGGCCCCUCAUGAUGCUCCGCUUCGGCGCCGUGCCCACGCUGGUGGUCUCCUCCACGGAGGCUGCCAGGGAGGUGAUGAGGACACACGACCUCACCUUCUGCGACCGCAACCUGAGCGUCACCUUCGAUGUCUUGAGCUGCGGCGGCAAGGACAUCAUCUUCUCCCCCUACAACGCCCAGUGGCGUGAGCUCCGCAAGCUGUGUAUGCUCGAGCUCUUCAGCCAGCGACGCGUGCACACGUUCCGGAGCAUCCGGGAAGAGGAGGUGGCGAACCUCCUCCGCUCCAUCUCCAGGGAGUCUGCUGAUGGCCGGCCCGCCGUCAACCUCAGCGAAGGGAUCUGCCGCAUGAUAAACGACGUCGCCGCGCGCACGGUCGUCGGCGACCGGUGCAAGUACCAAGAUGAAUACAUGCAUGAGCUGGACGAAGUGUUGCGGCUGUUUGGUGGGUUCAACCUGGCGGACCUGUACCCGUCCUCGUGGCUGGUACGCCGGUUCAGCGCCGCCGCAAGGGACGCGAGGAGGUGCCAGAGGAACAUGUACCGCAUCAUCCAGAGCAUCAUCCAGGAGCGUGAAGCCAUGCCGACGCCAGAGCGAGACGAGGACCUUCUGGGUGUCCUCUUGAGGCUGCAGAGGGAAGGUGGCCUGCAGUUCACUCUCACCGACGAGAUUGUCAGCACGGUUAUUUGGGAUAUUUUCUCUGCUGGCAGUGAGACAUCAUCAACUGUUCUAGUAUGGGCAAUGUCCGAACUUGCUAAGAACCCGCGGGUCAUGCAUAGGGCCCAGUCUGAGAUGAGGGAGACCUUUAAAGGACAAGACAAGAUAACUGAAGAUGAUCUGGUCAAGUUAAGAUAUCUACAGCUGGUGAUCAAGGAGACUUUACGGCUGCAUGCUCCAGUACCACUCUUGCUCCCUCGAGAAUGUCGCAAGUCAUGUCAGAUUAUGGGUUACGAUGUGCCAAAGGGAACCAAGGUGUUUGUGAAUGCUUGGGCAAUAGCAAGGGACAUGAGAUUAUGGCGUGAUGGAGAGGAAUUUAGGCCAGAAAGAUUUGAAAAUAGUAGUAUUGAUUUUAGGGGUAAUGACUUCGAGUUCACUCCGUUUGGGGCAGGCAGGAGAAUAUGCCCUGGCAUCACACUCGGACUGGCCAACCUAGAGCUGGCACUUGCUAGCCUUAUUUAUCAUUUUGAUUGGGAUCUGCCGGAUGGCGUCAGGUUGGAAGAAUUUGAUACGGCAGAGAUCUUUGGUAUAACGUUAAGAAAAAAGUCCAUGCUCUGUCUCAAGGCCAAACCUUACAAUAAUUUUACGCCAAAUUAA
Molecule: messenger RNA, 1533 nt
Organism: Miscanthus lutarioriparius
Lineage: Eukaryota; Viridiplantae; Streptophyta; Magnoliopsida; Poales; Poaceae
Source: the annotation of a GenBank genome assembly